GCAGCGGGGCGGGCGAAGGAAGGCAGGGGGGAAGGGACAGUCGGUCUCAGACCGCGCUGGGUUGCCGCCGCCGCCGCUGCCGCCAUCGUGCCAGCCCCUCGGGUGAGUGUCGGGGCCAGCACGCCGGGGCGGGGGCUGGGCCGCAGGAGCCGCUCUCCAGGCUGCCGGGAGGCUCCGCUGAGAGUCCCCGGGCGGCCCCUCCCCUCCCCCCCCCGGCGGCCCGAAGCCGCGCGGGGCCCGGGCCAUGUGUCGCGCGCGGCUCCGCCUCCCGCCGGUCCUGUGAGGCGGCGGCCGGGGGUAACGCAGAGAGAGCCAGCCGGGCGCCUAUCUGGGCCGUACCUUGCUGGUGGCUGGUGCACCGGCCUGCGCCAUGGCCGGGCCUUUUUUUCUAGACAGGACCAUCCGGAUGGGGCCUUAGGGCCCCGCCCCGUCUAGCCUGGCCUGGCCUGCGCGAGCCCCGCAAGCUCUGCAGCCUGGCUAGCGGGCAGACCCCAGCCCCACGUCCUGCUACCCACCUACGAAGGAUCCGGGGAUGGGCAGCGCCACCCGGCCCGCUCCAGAGUCAGCAUGGGUCUCCGUGAGGCCGGGUGACGCUCCAGAAUGGGAGACAAGCCAAUUUGGGAGCAGAUUGGAUCCAGCUUCAUUCAACAUUACUACCAGUUAUUUGAUAACGAUAGAACCCAACUAGGCGCAAUUUACAUUGACGCAUCAUGCCUUACGUGGGAAGGACAACAGUUCCAGGGGAAAGCUGCCAUUGUGGAGAAGUUGUCUAGCCUUCCGUUCCAGAAAAUCCAGCACAGCAUCACUGCACAGGACCAUCAGCCCACUCCAGAUAGCUGCAUCAUCAGCAUGGUUGUGGGCCAGCUUAAGGCGGAUGAAGACCCCAUCAUGGGGUUCCACCAGAUGUUCCUAUUAAAGAACAUCAACGAUGCUUGGGUUUGCACCAAUGACAUGUUCAGGCUCGCCCUGCACAACUUUGGCUGACCUCCUGUCAGCUAGGCACUCACGCUGUUUCCUCCUCCCUCCUCUUCCCAAUACUAUUCCCACUCCUCCAGAUGCUCCAAAUAUCAUGCACAAAUGAGCAGGGCCACGGUGGGAGUGGGCGCAGUGCGCUGCUGCCACCGAGGUGUUGUGCAUGAUGUUUGGACGCUAGACUAGUUGCAUCUGACGGGAGAAGUUUGUGUUGUACCAGCGCAUGCCUUGGAAAGACUUAAGUAAUGCAAAAGGUUGUCCUUUUUUUUUUUUUUUUUUUUAAUCUACUGACAAGUUGCUCUAGUAACCCAAAGAAGUGAAGGAGAAAGCAGCUGCCUCACCGCCCAGACAUUGAUUUGUUCAGAUGUUUCAAUGCCUCAUGAUACAAUAAAACCACAAAAAUUUUCUUAACA
Molecule: messenger RNA, 1385 nt
Organism: Symphalangus syndactylus (siamang)
Lineage: Eukaryota; Metazoa; Chordata; Mammalia; Primates; Hylobatidae
Gene: NUTF2
Product: nuclear transport factor 2
Biological process (GO): nucleocytoplasmic transport
Source: RefSeq, a predicted model, not a curated record